This is a messenger RNA of Oncorhynchus gorbuscha (pink salmon), 3327 nucleotides long. RefSeq names its product serine/threonine-protein phosphatase 2A 56 kDa regulatory subunit beta isoform-like. The transcript has 13 exons. Gene Ontology annotation, biological process: signal transduction; protein dephosphorylation. Gene Ontology annotation, molecular function: protein phosphatase activator activity. Bases 1503 to 3047 code for a protein of 514 amino acids. The record is from RefSeq and is a predicted model, not a curated record. Gene Ontology annotation, cellular component: protein phosphatase type 2A complex; nucleus; cytosol. NCBI's taxonomy places the organism in Eukaryota, Metazoa, Chordata, Actinopteri, Salmoniformes, Salmonidae.
CCGUGGGGAACAAUCGGUGGGUGUAUCUUAGCUAGAGGAACAGAAGGAGCGCAGGUCGGGUAAAAGGAUAAACGCUGCUCUUUUUUUCUACAUUUUAAAGAUGGGGGAGUGAAAGAGCGUGUGCGCCCGUCGUGUCAUAACGCAUCCACCGACUAGCCCAAAACAAGCGCGCCACCGUCCAUGGCGUAAAAACAGGGGGUAAGUCUACAUAAAUAUAAGUGAAAUAAUUAAAUAAUUCGCUGUGGCGAGAAGAGCGUCAUCCGCAGUGUGUCUCUCUCUCCUUGCACCACCUAAGUGCAGCUGAGACAGAAGAGAGACGAGGAUACAGCAGGGAGGGGAGAGAGAGACACCGCUUCCCUUACCGAAUCAAGGAGAGAGGAGACGCGACUUGCAGACAGAAAAUAACGGGAAUAUAUCUAACGUAUCUGUGACCAACCGGCACUGCGAAUGUUUUGGAGGUGUUUUUAACGGUGAGCAGGGAUUCGGUGUUGCAGCGGCCUACCUGAAGAACCGCACAUGUCGGCACGUUCGAGCACCCCAUCUCCAUCCCCGCCCUGCGCGGAGCCCUGUUCGGUCUGAAACGGCAGGGCCAGGCGGGUUACCGAAUAUCGGAACCGUUCACGGAACCGGGGAACAGUGAUGCGUUAUCGAAGCGGAAUCAGAUCGACGAUUUUAUGAUACGAGUCUGGUAUGACCUAAUCAAUUAAUGAUUUAUUAUUCAUUGAUGUGGACGGACCAAUCAAACGACUGAUUUUAUGGAUUCAUGUUGUUGACGUUUUCUUGAAUGGAAUGAUUCCAAUAACCGGUGCUCUGGUAGUUCUGCUUUAUCGGUGUGAUGUGCUUUAUGUAAGGAUCCAUAGGCUAUAGGCUAGGCUAUAUCCAUGACAGAAAUAUAUAAAUAAAUACCAAAUUUAGGCCGAUGACAGGCUGAUGACGCCAAUACGGCAAAGCAACCCUCACAGUUGUAACCGAAAUAAUCCACGUGCUUCUUCCUGUCCGUCAGUAGAUACAUGGAUCAUUUCCGUUAGAUCAAUGCGUUUGUCUUUUGUGUAAAAAUAUGUUUCGUUAUUUCAAAAACGACUGGAGCAACGUUUUUUUCCUCCCUCGGCUGCAUUGAGACGGUAUAGGCAGCAGGCAGUCACAAGGUGCGAAACGAAUUGAACUUCAAGCAACAGCAGAACACACACACACACACAGUCUAUUUAUUUUACCCUCCUGUCCUCUAAUCUUACAUCCAUCCAUCUCUGGACUGCAGCACUCCGUCUCUAUCCCUCCCUCCUUCCUCCCUCCUUCAUCUAAUUCCUCACUAUGUUCUAUUCCCAGAUUACCCAUUUUGAUUUUUAAAAAUAAUUACGUUUUGGCUCUAUAAGAGGUUUUAAAAAACAGUUUUUCGCCUCCAUCCUGUACACCUCUCCUUCACUAUCAUACCAUCGGUGCAUCUGGUCACACACACACGCACUUGACACACACACCGGGCCGCUCGCUAACACGGCACCGCAACGAUGGAGACGACUAAACUACCCCCGACCAGCCCUUCCUCCCCGACCACCGGGUUCUCGGUCCCAUCAGCGGAGAAGGUGGAUGGGUUUCCCCGGAGGUCGAUGCGCAGAGCCCGGCAGAGGCGCUCCCACUCCUCGUCCCAGUUCCGCUACCAGAGCUCCCAGGUCGAGCUGACGCCGUUGCCGCUACUCAAAGAUGCCCCAGUGGCAGAGCUCCAUAACCUGUUCUGUAAGAAGCUGCAGCAGUGCUGUGUCCUCUUUGACUUCCUGGACUGUGUGGCCGACCUCAAGGGGAAGGAGAUCAAAAGAGCUGCGCUCAACGAGCUGGUGGAGUCUGUUGCAACCAGCAGAGGAGUUCUGAUAGAGCCACUCUACCCAGAGGCUAUUAAGAUGAUCUCAGUGAAUAUCUUCAGGACGUUACCUCCCAGUGAGAACCCAGAGUUUGACCCAGAGGAGGAUGAACCCACUCUAGAGGCUUCCUGGCCACAUCUACAGCUGGUGUACGAGUUCUUUCUGCGUUUCUUGGAGAGCCCAGACUUUCAGCCCUCCAUGGCCAAACGCUACGUCGACCAGAAGUUUGUUCUACAGCUGUUGGAGUUGUUUGACAGUGAGGAUCCCAGGGAGAGAGAAUACCUGAAGACCAUCCUGCAUCGUGUCUACGGCAAACUGCUGGGUCUACGGGCGUACAUACGUAAACAGAUCAACAACAUCUUCCUCAGGUUCAUCUAUGAGACUGAGCACUUCAACGGAGUAGCAGAGCUACUGGAGAUUCUGGGCAGCAUUAUAAACGGGUUUGCGCUCCCCCUGAAGUCGGAACACAAGCAGUUCCUGGUUCGAGUCCUGAUCCCUCUACACACAGCCAAGUCCCUGUCCAUCUUCCAUGCACAGCUGGCAUACUGUGUGGUCCAGUUCAUGGAGAAAGAUGCCACGGUCACAGAAUACAUCAUACGAGGGCUGCUCAAGUACUGGCCCAAAACCUGCACCCAGAAAGAGGUGAUGUUCCUAGGGGAGAUAGAAGAGAUACUGGAUGUGAUUGAGCCGUCUCAGUUUAUCCGUGUUCAGGAGCCUCUCUUCAAACAGAUCACUGCCUGCAUCUCAAGUCCACACUUCCAGGUAGCAGAGAGGGCUCUGUACUUCUGGAACAAUGAGUAUAUCCUGUCUUUGAUAGAGGAGAACAGUCAGGUGAUUCUACCGCUGGUCUUCACUACACUCUACAGAGUCUCCAAGGAGCACUGGAACCAGACAAUAGUCUCUCUGAUCUACAACGUUCUGAAGACCUUUAUGGAGAUGAACAGCAAACUGUUUGAUGACCUCACUGCCUCUUACAAAGUGGACAAACAGAAGGAGUUGAAGAGAGAACGUGAGCGUGCAGAGCUGUGGAGGGGGUUGGAGGAGCAGAAGGAGAGGAGGCUUCAGACCCUGGGGGAGACCAGUCGUAAUCAGAAGAACCUCCAGGAGAGAGGGGAGCCUCCUCAGCCCUCCUCCCCACACAAGGCACUCCCUAAGCAGCCAGACCUCAAGCCCAGUGGACCCUCCUCCACCACCUAGAGCCAGACAGAGAAUCAGUACCAGAGCCACAGAGUACAGAACAUACUGAUACAGUUAGCACACACACACACACACACACACACACACACACACACACACACACACACACACACACACACACACACACACACACACACACACACACACACACACACACACACACACACACACACACACACACACACACACACACACACAGAUAAUUUACACAUAGCCAUACAUAGACAUAACGUAUACUGUGUACACACGCUCAUGCAAAGUGUACACAAAUACACACUAA